AUGUCAUCGGCUCCUACCUCUAAGCCUGCUGAGUCGGCAAAAGAGGGAAAAGAGAUUCCAAGCGCAGUAAAUGCUGUUGAAGCAAGCAAAGAACCGGUAAAUCAAGCCGCAAUUGCCGGAGAAGAUGAAGAGGACGAAGAGGAUGAUGGAGAGGAAGAAGAUGGCAAUGAGCCAGAACAGGGCACAGAAGAGAAGAAGCUGACCUCGAAACAAAAGAAGAAAAAGAAGAGUAAAGCUGCUGCUAAAUUGAGAAAGAAGCUAGGUCUGGGCGCAGGUGAUGCAGGAGGCGCAGGUUCGUCAUCUGCUCCCGAAAAGAUGCUAACGGAUGACGAUGUCAAGAACUUGCAAGAUGCAAUCGCAAAAGAGCAAGGUCCACAAGCAGCUGCGAAAGCAGAUAGAGCAACAUUGGAAAAAUUGAUGAAAAUGAUGAAUUUGGAACGAACGGCAAUGCUGAAAGAUCAUGAUGCAAAACAGAAACAAUACAAAACAUUGGCAGAGCAUAAAUUCUGGAAAACGCAACCAGUCACAAAACCAACAGAUGCACCACUCCUAACAGAUGAUUCCGAAGGACCAAUUGAGCCCAAUGUCACUCGUGAUCAAGUUCGACAAGAACCUUACCCGCUUCCUAGCGAGUUCGAAUGGUCACCUAUCGAUAUCGAUGACUCUACCGAAUUGCGGGAAGUUUACGAUCUGUUGUCCGCAAAUUACGUUGAGGAUAUUGAUUCUAGCUUGAGGUUCAACUAUUCUCCCGAAUUCUUGAACUGGGUUUUGAAGCAUCCAGGUUAUCACAAGUCAUGGCAUGUCGGGGUUCGAGUCAAAAAUACCAGAAAGUUGGUCGCCUUCAUUUCCGCAAUCCCACACGAGUUGAGAGUGCGUGAACAAGCUUAUCCUUCUGCAGAGGUGAACUUCCUUUGCGUUCACAAGAAGCUAAGGAGUAAGAGACUGACCCCAGUUCUGAUCAAGGAAGUUACUCGUCAAUGCCAUCUCCUUGGCAUCUUCCAAGCAAUCUACACUGGUGGAAUCGUGAUCCCAACUCCGAUCGCUUGCGCUCGAUAUUACCAUCGCACGAUAAAUGCACAAAAAUUGUUGGACAUCGGUUUCAGCGGGCUCAGACCUGGCCAAAGUCGGGAAGCAUACAUCAGACAAUACUCGCUUCCCGACACGACGAAAGUGCCUGGAUUGCGGGAAAUAGAAGCAAAAGAUAUUCCCGCAGUGGGUAAACUUAUGAGACGAUACAUGAAAAGAUUUGAUAUGGCAGCGCGUUUCUCCGAUGAUGAAGUUGCGCAUCUCCUCUUGAGUGGAAAAGCUGGGGAAGGUCGGAAGCAGGUUACCUGGACGUAUGUUGUUGAGAACAACGGCAAGAUUACCGAUAUGAUUUCAUUUUAUAGCUUGCCAUCCUCAAUCUUGGACAGCGACAAACAUCAAAUCUUGGAAGCUGCGUAUCUUUUCUACUACGCUACAGAUGCCGCUUUUGAAGAAGCACCUACCGUCGCAGCCAAUGCAUCUUCAUCCACUUCCUCAUCGAAUCUUCACAAGACCCAUCUUAACAGUGCGGAACAAGAAGAUGAACAGAACAUUACGAAUUGGUUACACGAAAGCAAAGAAUCAAAAACCAAGUUAAAGCAAAGGCUGAACGAAUUGGUACACGACAUGCUUAUCUUGGCAAGGAACAACGGCUUUGAUGUUUUGAAUUGUUUAACCGUGAUGGAUAAUCCUUUGUUCCUGACUGAUCAAUUGUUUGGACCGGGAGAUGGAUUCUUGCGACAUUAUUUGUUUAAUUGGCGUAUUCGACCAAUUGCGGGAGGAAUGGGUGCUAGACCCGGAGAAGCGGAAUUGGAUCCAGUUGUGCAGUAUGCCAAAUUGAUGGCGGAAAAAGAAGCAAAGGCUUCCGGUGCUUCACUUAGCGAAGUCUCAUUGCGCCAAGCUCUAUACCCAGCCAUGACAGCGACGAGGAGGUCAUCACGAUUGAGUCAACCCUCAAAGCAGUCCAGUUCACCACGCAAAAGAGUCAAAGCGGAAGAUGAUGAUCGGAAUAUGCCAAUAACACCACCUGCGACACCUAACGGAAAAGUCAAGAAAGAAGAACAAUCUCCACGAACGCCUAAACGAGCAAAAAAAGAACCAAUGACAACAUCUGAACGAAAAUUAGCCUCGCUACGACAAAGUUUAGCAACGGAACCAUUCCCGCAAUGGAAUAAACCGAGUAAAGAAGAAGCAAGACAAGUUGCAGAAAUUUUAACCGAAGCACAUGGAUAUAAAACAAUACCUAAAAAGCAAUCUCCAAAAGGUGAUGAUCGUUAUGGAGGAUGUGGAGAUGUUUCAGACGUUUUAGACGCAACCGUUCGAACGAUUUUAAGCUGCAAUACAUCAGGUGCAAAUUCAAGAGCGGCUCAUAAGAGCUUAUGUGAUACUUUUGGAAAGUGUAAUUGGCAAGCGAUUCUAGAUGCAAAACAUGCUGAUGUAGCCGCUUCAAUUAAAUGUGGUGGCUUACAGGACAACAAAGCAAAAACUAUACAGGGUGUCUUAAAGCAGACAUUAGAAACACAUGGAAAACUCUCCCUUAACCACUUACACGGAGCAGAUGCUAGAACGGUUAUGGAAGAAUUAGUAUCAUUUAAUGGAGUAGGACCUAAAGUGGCUUCUUGUGUUGCAAUGUUUGCAUUAGGUUUAUCCGAGAUGGCCGUUGAUACACACGUUCAUAGACUUUGUCGGAAGUUAGGUUGGGUUCCCGACAAAGCUACAAGAGAUCAAACAUACUACCACUUGGCAGCUCGGAUUCCCGAUGAAUUAAAGUAUGCUUUACAUGUUCUAUUGAUUAAACAUGGAAAGGCAUGUGCAGCUUGUUCUGCAAGAGGAUUCGCAACGGAUCGUUAUGCUUCACCGGAAUGGGAAAAAGAGGGAAUGAGUGUUAUUUCGGGCAUCAAAAAGGAAGAUUGGGGAAAUGACGUCAAAGCAAAUACUGAUCAGAAGAAUAAGUAUGAAUCUGUAAAAUGCCCUCUUGCGCAAGCAGGCUUUUUUGGCAGAGGAAAAAGAUCGGUAAAAAAAGAGGAAGAGCCGGCAGUCAAAAAGGAAGAGGAAUCUUUUUUAAGCACCUCUGCCUUUUCGUCAUAGAACGGAUCUAUUAACUGUACAAAUAUUGAUAGAAUUUUAUCUCAUG
Molecule: messenger RNA, 3157 nt
Organism: Meira miltonrushii
Lineage: Eukaryota; Fungi; Basidiomycota; Exobasidiomycetes; Exobasidiales; Brachybasidiaceae
Product: NMT-domain-containing protein
Exons: 2
Coding region: 1-3111 (1036 amino acids)
Biological process (GO): base-excision repair; N-terminal peptidyl-glycine N-myristoylation
Cellular component (GO): cytoplasm
Molecular function (GO): glycylpeptide N-tetradecanoyltransferase activity
Source: RefSeq, a predicted model, not a curated record